Molecule: messenger RNA, 2715 nt
Organism: Rhinocladiella mackenziei CBS 650.93
Lineage: Eukaryota; Fungi; Ascomycota; Eurotiomycetes; Chaetothyriales; Herpotrichiellaceae
Exons: 2
Coding region: 1-2715 (904 amino acids)
Biological process (GO): mismatch repair
Cellular component (GO): mismatch repair complex
Molecular function (GO): ATP-dependent DNA damage sensor activity; ATP hydrolysis activity; ATP binding
Source: RefSeq, a predicted model, not a curated record
AUGGCUGCGACCUCUGUCCCUAUUAUCCUUCUCCCAGCGGAUGUGCGCUCGAAGGUCUCAUCUUCUUAUGAAAUAGCCUCUCCACAACAUGUCAUUGAGGGCCUCUUUCAAAAUGCGCUGGAUGCAGAGGCAACAUCCAUCAAUAUCGAAGUGGAUUUCACCAAGGGCUCCAUUUUGGUUUGUGAUGAUGGGAUUGGUAUAAGAGAAGGUGAAUUUGCCGAGAAUGGUCAUCUUGCACAACUCCAUUGCACCUCGAAAUUCAACUCGUCACACCCUGUCUACGGUCGCUACGGUCGCUUUUUGUCCAAUUUAUCAUUCUUGUCAGUCCUAUCAAUAUCUUCUCAACACGAAUCCGAAUCUCAUGCAAGUCGAUCAAUCCUACAUCGUGGAGAGGUCAUCAGCCGGCAAUUGCGGGUCAGGAAAGAGGAUGUGGGACUCGGACAAAAAGGCACCAGCGUUGUCGUACAGAAUCUCUUUGGAGAUAUCCCUGUGCGAGCGAAAUUCCUGUCUAUCCGCUACUCUUCUCCCUCUCAGGUCGAGAAAGAUUUUGACCAAGUGAAAAGAACCCUUGUGGCAUACGUCCUCGCGCGAUCGACGGCUACCGACGUCCGAUUCUCUCUGAAAUCUGGCCGAAGGCAGUAUGUCCAUUGCCACCCCCCUGGACCGGCCAAUGGGCAAGUCUGCGUCGAAUCAGUGGUGGCAACCCUGUUUCAGGCCAAGUUCAUCAGCGCUCUUGACACGGCAACCUGGAGAUUAGCGUCGGUUUACACGGGCGAAUACUCCAUUCAUGCUGCCUUCUCACUACAACCUUCUCCAUGUAGAGCCAUUCAAUUCAUAUCCAUUGGUCACAUUCCCCUAUUACGCGAGCGAGGGAAGAACUAUUUGUUUGAGACUGUCAAUCAUGUGUUCGAGUACUCGAACUUCGGCUGCCUGGUUGAAACCCCUGGUUCCACACGCUCGAUGACGAAUACAAAGGAAGACCGCGGGCUAAGCCGAGAAUUUGUUAGGAGUGGAAAGGGGGUUGACAGGUGGCCUAUGUUUUAUAUUCGUAUUGACCCCAAGUCGGUCCAACCGCCAGGAAUUGUGGAACAGGACACACCUUCAGCCGAGCUUCAUCAUAUGAUCGAUCAUCUAAAAACGGCUUUGGAGUCCUUGGUUUCGCAUUUUUUGGAUAGUUAUGGAUUCCAGCGCGUACCAAAACACAUUCGCGGAAAGAAAGGCCGAGUUGAGAACCUCUCAACAGACCAGUUCAGUUCGUGGGAGCCUUCUCGGCAGCCGGCUUCCGAACGGUCUCAAAUCGUUAGUGAAGCGCGAUUCUUCAAUAGUGGGAAUCGAUUCCAGAGCGGGCGCCAUCAUCACGAUAAGGAUACAACCAAUGAGACGAGAUUGAACCCGCCAAACGAUGAACUUCAACCAGAAGGACAAGCAGAGACAGCUGGACGCACACAUCUCUUGGCGAGCAGCCUCGGAGUGGACGAAGAUGAGACUGAGGGGGUGGACCGCUCGCACCCUUGCGAAAGGGCGGCACAGAACGAGGACCAGGACAGGCAGUGUAACGAGAAUGCUGACACGAAUGCUCUCCUUUGGACAAAUCCACUCAAAGACCAGGAAAUCCUCGUCCGUCCACGUACGGGAGCAAUAAUAUCAAAUGAUGAGAGAAAUCUCUCUCUUACUCCUAGAAGAGAAAAAGUCCGACAAUCUGACCUGCAGCCGUUGAAAAUCUCAUCAUUGAGAGAUUUUGAAGGCUCGAUUGCUCAGCAUCCAGUGAACUUACGGGAAUAUGACAACCUGCUUCCUCGACAACCUGAGUCUCCGAUCCCGUCUCUCAUCUCGACCGAAACGGUCAUGGCGACCGUACAGCGGUGGCGGAUUGGGGAUUCUAGCAUUUCCAGUGGGCAAAAACAAAAUGUGUCCAAAAAGUCGCUUGCUUGUGCAACCGUCCUGGGUCAGGUCGAUCAAAAAUUCAUCCUGGCGACGGUACCUUCUCCAAUCGAUUGCACAAAAGAAUACGAACAAAGCCACCUUCUUAUUCUUAUCGACCAACAUGCAGCCGACGAGCGAAUUAAGUUUGAGAGAUUGUGUCAAGAGUUUUGCAAAUCACAUUCUGUGCAGCUCUCAAAGCCGCUAGUUUUUGAGGUGGAUCAAGUCGAGGCCAAGCUUUUCGAAGAGAGGAAGGCAUACUUUCGAAGGUGGUGCUUCACCUAUACCAUAAACAGAAAGUGUCGAGAUUCACCAUCUACGUGCAGUCAGGAUCAAAAUCCUUCUGUCAGUGUGACGACAUUGCCGACUCUUCUCGCAGAGCGUUGCCGCGUUGAACCAAAGCUCUUGGUUGACUUGAUGCGCAGCGAGGCAUGGUCAGAUCAUGCCAACCGACCUGGAGUAUCUCCGAGACCCUCAGACCAAGACUCGGCACGACAGAACGGCUCCUGGAUGACGAGCAUGGCGCAUUGUCCGGCCGGAGCACUGGAAAUACUAAAGUCACGGUCCUGUCGCACCUCAAUCAUGUUUAACGACAACUUAGACGCUGACCAGUGCGGUCAGCUUGUACAACGACUCUCGCAAUGCACAUUCCCAUUUCAGUGUGCGCAUGGGAGGCCUACUCUUACAGUGUUGGUCGGGAUAGGUUCGGUUGAUGACCUUGGUACGGUUCCCGGACUCCACAGUGCCGAGCCUGGAUUUGACGUUGCCUGGAAAAGUUGGCCUGGUUCUGCGUAA